Opisthorchis viverrini is the source of this 3237-nucleotide messenger RNA. RefSeq lists its product as hypothetical. The transcript has 21 exons. Gene Ontology annotation, molecular function: mismatched DNA binding; ATP binding; ATP-dependent DNA damage sensor activity. The coding region runs from base 1 to 3129 and encodes 1042 amino acids. The record is from RefSeq and is a predicted model, not a curated record. Gene Ontology annotation, biological process: mitotic recombination; mismatch repair. NCBI's taxonomy places the organism in Eukaryota, Metazoa, Platyhelminthes, Trematoda, Opisthorchiida, Opisthorchiidae. Gene Ontology annotation, cellular component: MutSalpha complex; nucleus.
AUGUUGGUGGCUCGAGAGUAUUUCAACAAUGUAUCUCUUGUCAAACACUAUCAUACAGCAGGACACGCUAGCUUAGCAUACAUAACCAUUAAAAAGUCAAAUACUGACUUUCUGCGUCACUUUCUACUGAAAAGACAAUAUCGAGUGGAAAUUUACACAGCAGCCACCAAAUCUGGCCGGGAUAACGAAUGGACAUUGAAACUGACGGCAUCCCCGGGAAAUCUGCAACAGUUAGAAGACAUUCUACUGGAAAGUCAAUCGGCUGUGGAAUUCACAGGGAUAACUUCGAUCUUUCUGAAGUGGACUGAUGACCAGCUGGUUGUCUCUUUGGCCUUCUGUGACAAAGAGAGCAGACGUUUUGUUGUUGGUGAAUUCGUCGAUUCUAUCCAUCUGGCUAACCUAGAGACUGCUCUCGUCCAGUUGGAAUCUCGUGAAUGCCUUAUUCCAGUUGGUUUGUUGGGUGCAUCCAAUGGUGCUUCCAAGACAAAAGGCAUGGAUCCCACUGUGACAGAACAUCUAAACAUGAUUUUCCAACGAGCCGGCUUCCUUGCCACGGAAGUGGAAAAGAAUAAUUUCGCUCUUCAAGAUGUGACGCAGGACUUAAACUACUUGCUUCGGCGUCCCAAGGGUAUCCAGACUACAGGAAUCAGUCAAGACAACAAAGCUUUGGAGCACAAGCAAGGGUUGGCCUGCCUUGGAGCCAUCAUCAAAUACUUAGAUCUUAAAGCGGAUGACUCCAAUGCCGGGGUUUUCUCCUUGGAGCCUUUCAGUCUGGACAAUUUCGUUCGAUUGGAUAGUGCCGCGACCCGUGCGUUGCAUUUACUCCCUGGCCCCGAUGAUAAGAAUCGUUACCAAAGUGUUUACGGUGUGCUGAAUAACUGCCGAACACAGCAAGGACAACGUCUACUUGCACAAUGGUUACGACAACCGCUUACUGACGUCAAUAAAAUCAAUGAACGUUUAGAUAUGGUCGAGGCGAUGGUUGAAGAGACUGGAGUUCGCCAGUCCUUACACGAUGACUUUUUGCGCCGGAUGCCUGACUUUCAACGAAUUGGUCGGAAACUUCAGCGUAAACAAGGGUGCGGGCUACAGGCAAGUCGUUUAAAGCCAACUCUUUGUCAAGGUGUGGAUAACGCUCCGAACAGUAGCUGCGAUGGACAAACCGUAGAUGAUCUGUUCUGGUGGGUGUUCUCUCCAGAUGAGGGAAACAUUUUCAGUGUUCAUCUUGAAAUUCAUAUUCCCGGCACGCUGUUGGCGUUUUCGUCUGAGCUCUUCCUCGUGGAUAUGAAACGUAGGCAACUGAAUAUGCUGCACCAGGUCGCCUCCUGUUUCAGUCGCUACGAUAUUCGAGAUAUCAGAAGCAUUGAUGUGUAUCGAAUCUACCAAGCUAUUGCUCGCCUACAGAACGCUAUCAGUUUGCUCCGUCAGUGUGGUGGUCAGACUUCGUUAGCUGUCCAGAACUACUUGAUAGAACCGCUUCAGGUGAGUGCUUUCCUUCCGAGCCCAUUGCGUAUCAGUGGUUUCCAACAGUUAACUAAUGUCGAUUGCGUGGUCUAUGACUGUGGGUUAUUCGGUGUGGUCACAAUGUUGGUUCUGCUGGAGCACAAGCCGGCUGCGGGAAUAUCACAGUCCACUGUGCCUCUUAAUCUUUGGGGACUACAUCUGUCCUCCCCUGACUUUGGAAAUGUCUUGUGUGAAUUCCAGGUUGCUGUGGAGAAUUUCUCCAAGUUCCAAGAAAUGGUUCAGUCAACAAUUGAUCUGGAAAUGAUACAACGACGUAAUGAAUACAUUAUUCGGUCUGAUUUUGAUGAUGAGCUUGGAGAGCUGAAGUCCAAGUUGGACAAGCUUGAAGAAUCGAUUGAAGAUGAGUUUAGAGGAUUUACACCUUAUACAGGUCUGCUUGAGACUCUUCUCACUACAUUCAUCCCUAACUCUGUCAUCUGUGUGCAGUCGGCUCGUAAACUGAACUUGGAACCUGGCAAGUCCGUCAAACUGGAUAGCAACGAACAGCUGGGUUAUUUCAUGCGUGUCACUCUCAAAGAAGAAAAAACGCUCAGGGAGUUCAAAUCAUUUGAAGUUCUCGAUGCGCAAAAAGGUGGUGUUCGUUUUCGCAACUCCACCAUGUCUCAGCUGAACUCUAGCCACCUCGAAAUGAAGCAGGAGUAUGCGGCUGCUCAGCAGACCAUUGUGGAUGAGGUGAUACGAAUCACAGGUAAACAGAUUUUCUUGGUAAUUACGGGUCCGAACAUGGGUGGAAAAUCCACUUACAUCCGAAGCGUCGGUGUUAUCACUGCGAUGGCUCAAAUUGGCAGUUUUGUGCCCUGUUCGUUUGCUGAACUAUUUCCUGUGGAUGCAGUGAUGGCACGCGUUGGGGCAGCCGAUUGUCAGAUUCGAGGGGUGUCAACGUUUAUGGCGGAGAUGCUGGAAACUUCUUCAGUCUUACGAGCAGCCACCCCGAAUUCCUUGGUUAUAAUCGACGAACUGGGCCGCGGAACGUCUACCUUUGAUGGCUUCGGUCUGGCUUGGGCUGUAGCUUCGCAUCUAGCAGGACCACAGCUGGGUUGUUUGAGUUUGUUUGCCACGCAUUUCCACGAGUUGACCAUUCUGGCUCAUCAUAUGCCCGGUCGUGUAUCCAACCUGCGUGUCACCGCUCACGUGUCUCCAGGAGGCAGCGCUGACUCCAUAAACGGUUCAGGUGUUGUAAUGCUGUACAAGGUUGAACCAGGUAUUUGCACUCGUAGCUAUGGCUUAGAUGUUGCAAAGCUUGUUGGCCUCCCUGACAAAGUGCUUACCGAAGCCGAACACAAAGCUGCCCGUGACGAGCAGUUGGAAUCUUUGUGGCUAACUUUGGACGGGAAAUACCGCAUGGACAGUGAUGGCGAUCCUGCCUCCAAACGUAUACGUUGGGACAGCGAUGUAUCUGAGGCUCAUGCAUCAGCGGCUGUUGUAAUUGCCGACCAGUUACGCGGGCAACUCCUACGCAUUUUGGACGAUGCUACUGGCAAUGGGCAGAAUGCAACACCUGAUGAUGUCAAUAAGUUCGGGGCUCAUUUGGCCCAGAUAACAAAGGCUCUUCUCAACAACUCCGACUCCAAUCUACCUCAAGAAUUAUUAUUGCUCGCCAAAUGAAGUGAUGAUAUGCCUGUGGGCAUGAGAGUAUCUUUAUAUUAUUAUCAUCAGAGGUAUUUAUUCACACGUUUGUAAUAAGUGUCAUUUUAUUACCAGAGUCUUGUUGUG